ACGGCUGGUGAGGCAGGGAUGGCUAUUGUCUCUCUGAGGUAAAGCAGGAAAGUGGUCCAAGGUGGGGUGGCAGUGGGAGAGGGCUCAGGCUGGAAAGUGACUGUAUUUUCCUGCCUGGUUGAUGUGGAGCCAGGAAGCCGAUUCCGGCUGUGGGAGAAAGGUCAGGGUCGCAUCCCCUUUCCUUUCUUCUUGAUGGAUGAAAGGCCGAUUCUUUGACAUGUGGACUCCCCAAGGUCAGGCGGAAUGUGCCCUUCCAGGAUCUGUGGGCAGGACAGUGGGCAGGGCCCCGGGGGGAGUCAAAGGAGGCCCUAGUGCAGCCCGAGCAGCAAGAUGGAUGGGGGGGCCUCCAACACUAUAAGUGGCCCUGCCAGGGCCUUCACUCUGGGCUCUGGCCAUGCUCCUCCUCGGGCUGCUGCUGCUGACCCUGCUGGCUGGUGCCCGCCUGCUGUGGGACAAGUGGAAGUUCCGCAGCCUCCACCUCCCGCCUCUAGUGCCAGGCUUCCUGCAUCUGCUGCAGCCCAACCUUCCCCUCUACCUGCUGGGUCUGACCCAGAAACUGGGGCCUGUUUACAGGCUCCGCCUUGGGCUGCGAGAUGUGGUGGUGCUGAACUCCAAGAGGACCAUCGAGGAAGCCAUGAUCAGGAAGUGGGUGGACUUCGCCGGCAGACCCCAGACAGCGUCCUAUCAGCUGGUGUCUCAGCACUUCCAGGACCUCUCCCUCGGGGACUACUCCCUGCUCUGGAAGGCUCACAAGAAGCUCACCCGCUCAGCACUGCUGCUGGGCCUCCGCAACUCCAUGGAGCCACUGGUGGAGCAGCUGACCCAGGAGUUCUGUGAGCGCAUGCGAGCCCGGGCCGGCACCCCUGUGGCCAUACAGGAGGAGUUCUCUUUCCUCACCUGCACCAUCAUCUGUCACCUCACCUUCGGAGACAAGGUCAAGGUUCUCUUGCCCUCGCUAUGCUGGUGCCCUUUCCUUAGCCCCUCCCUGACUCUCUUUGGUCCUGAACUGAAAGGAUUCCCUCUUUGGCGGGGUGGGCAGGAGGACGCCUUGGUACAUGCUGUUCAUGACUGUGUCCAAGACUUGAUGAAAACCUGGGAGCACUGGUCCAUCCAAAUUUUGGACAUCAUUCCCUUUCUCAGGUUCUUCCCCAACCCAGGCCUCUGGAGGCUGAAGCAGGCCUUGGAGAACAGGGACCACAUGGUGGAAAAGCAGCUGAAGCAGCACAAGGAGAGCAUGGUGGCAGGCCAGUGGAGGGACCUGACUGACUAUAUGCUCCAAAGACUGGGGAAGCCAACAGCAGAAGAGAGCCACGGACAGCUCCUUGAAGGACAUGUGCAUAUGUCUGUGGUGGACCUGUUCAUUGGUGGCACUGAGACCACGGCGACCACCCUCUCCUGGGCCGUGGCGUUCUUGCUUCACCACCCUGAGGUUCAGCAGCGACUGCAGGAAGAGCUGGAUCGUGAGCUGGGCCCUGAAGCUUCAGGCUCCCAAGUCCCAUACAGAGACCCCGCCCGGCUGCCCUUGCUCACGGCCACCAUCGCAGAGGUGCUGCGUCUGCGGCCGGCUGUGCCCCUGGCCUUGCCGCACCGCACCACGCGGCCCAGCAGCAUCUUGGGCUACGACAUCCCUGAGGGCAUGGUCGUCAUCCCCAACCUGCAAGGCGCCCACUUAGAUGAGACAGUCUGGGAGCGGCCCCAAGAGUUCUGGCCCGAUCGCUUCCUGGCCCCCGGCGCCAGCCCCAGAGUGCUGGCCUUCGGCUGCGGGGCACGCGUGUGCCUCGGGGAGCCACUGGCGCGCCUAGAGCUCUUCGUGGUGCUGGCGCGGCUGCUCCAGGCCUUCACGCUGCUGCCACCCGGGGGCACCCUGCCCUCCCUGCAGCCCCGGGCCCGCUGCGGCGUCAACCUCACCAUGCGGCCUUUCCAGGUGCAGCUGCAGCCCCGGGGGGCGGGGACCCUGGCGCUGGGCCAGCACCCAUGACAGGGCAGAAUGCACGCUGGUCAUACACGCGCCU
This is a messenger RNA of Lontra canadensis (Northern American river otter), 2012 nucleotides long. RefSeq names its product steroid 21-hydroxylase. Bases 395 to 1978 code for a protein of 527 amino acids. Gene Ontology annotation, biological process: hormone biosynthetic process; progesterone metabolic process. The transcript has 9 exons. Lineage: Eukaryota; Metazoa; Chordata; Mammalia; Carnivora; Mustelidae. The record is from RefSeq and is a predicted model, not a curated record. Gene Ontology annotation, molecular function: heme binding; steroid 17-alpha-monooxygenase activity; iron ion binding.